AUGGUUCCCUUAAUUGUGUAUAUCUCAAUGGGGAAAACACACAAUGUUCUACAGAAGAAGACCAAAUCGAAGUCAAAGAAGGCUAGCAAAAGAGGAAAAGAAAGGAAAAAAGAAGAUGCGAAUUCUGAGGAAAAUGAAGAGGACCAAGAAAAUAAAGAAAAUAAUAUGACAUCCUCUGAUGACGGGGUUCACUCUAAAAGCAGUGCAUGGGGCAAGGAGCAUUCUGAUGAUGAUAAUGAUGAUGAUGAUACUGAUGAUGCUGAGAAGGAGAAUAAAAGUGACGAAGAGGAUUCUGAUUUUGAUUUUUCUACGAUCAGUGAGGAUGAGGAAUCAAGCUGGAUUAGCUCGGAUGAUGACGAAAUUUUGAAAUGCAGGGAUGGGGACAUUCAAGAUCAUAAAAAUCUCAAAGAUAAGAUCUAUGAAUGCGACACCUUUGCAGGCAUUGAUAUCAAAGAGGCAUACGAAGGAGAUCAAAUAAAAGAAGGACAAAGAGUUGUUUUAAGUUCCGAAUACGAACAAAGAAAUAGGGACGACAAGGGGAUUGGAUUUGUUGGUACUAUAAUCAAGGUUGAAGAAGACACUGUUCGUGUUCUUUGGGACUCUGAGAAAAUUCAUAAAACCUACAAUACUUCUGGUGAUCUUCUUCUUCUAGAUAAUGCGCAAACAGGGGCAAUACACAACGGCUACAAAUGCAGCGAAUGUAAAGAGAAUCCAAUACGUGGUAUGAAAUGGAGCUGUUGCCUUUGUAAGGAUAUUCAUUUGUGCACGCAGUGCUACAUGCGUGGUGAACAUAUUCUUUGUCACGAAUUUGAGAGAAAACUUUACCAAAAAUCAAGAAGAAAAUUUUUAAGCUGUGAAGCUAUCAUUCUAAAAUGA
Saccostrea echinata is the source of this 876-nucleotide messenger RNA. RefSeq lists its product as uncharacterized. Bases 1 to 876 code for a protein of 291 amino acids. Lineage: Eukaryota; Metazoa; Mollusca; Bivalvia; Ostreida; Ostreidae. Gene Ontology annotation, biological process: protein ubiquitination. Gene Ontology annotation, cellular component: cytoplasm. The record is from RefSeq and is a predicted model, not a curated record. Gene Ontology annotation, molecular function: ubiquitin-protein transferase activity; zinc ion binding. The transcript has 9 exons.